GUACGCACGUCGCGAAAACGCAACUCGGUUUCCCAAAAAAAAUAGUAGUAAAAUCAAUUCUUAAAUACGGAUUCGUAUAUUAAACAGCAGUUAGAUAAAUUAGUUUUAGAAGGUUUAAUAGAUACGUAAUAUAAAUAAAUUUUCUGAUAAGAGUAAAAGUUGUGGAGCGAUUAUUGGUGUCUUAGAUUUUUCGGCUACGUUUUUCGUUUGUUAUAAAGAUCGAUAAACACAAGUUUCUCAUCACCAAAAUGUGCAGUGCUACAUACAGUGACCAAGAACAAUAAACAUGUGUUAGUGCGCGCGAUGUGUUGUGUCGGUGUGUGCGUUGGUUUUCAUGUGUGUGGUGGGGUGACUUGGUGAGGAUGGAGAAAGUUAGCUGAUCGAGGAGGCGGCCGCGCAAACCACGCAAGCGGCUUAUUGGGCGCAUCAUGCAGGUGUUCGGCGAAUGGGCGCAAGUGGAGGUGGUGGAACUGGUGAAUGAUGGCUCAGGGCUGGCGUUCGGGAUCGUCGGCGGGCGGUCUUCGGGCGUCGUCGUCAAAAGCGUGCUGCCGGGUGGCGUGGCUGAUAGGGAUGGUCGACUACGUAGUGGCGACAUGCUGCUCCGGAUCGGGGCGGUGUGUGUUGUGGGGAUGUGCGCGCGUCAAGCCGCCGCCGUGCUGAGACAAUGCGGGGCGUGCGUCCGGCUGCUGGUCGCACGACCAGCGCACAGCAACGUACUCCAACCAACGGUGCAGUCGCUGGGUGCAUCUCAAGCACCGAUCGUCCCAUCGCGCUUGCUUACUGACCCAAUCGAGUUGGAACGGGGCUUGGCUGAGGCGGGGCACGAUGGCUUUGGGGCACUUUGCGAGGACACCACACCGCCAUCGCCGCCGCCUACGAUCAUUGAGGAGAGGUUACAUCAUAGGCCAGUCGCGUCAAUAGUAGCAGUGGUGCCACGCGGCGCCCUAGCACCAGCUCCUAGGCCUCCGCCCCUCAUCACCACCUCGGAGCCGCAGCCCCCUCCGCUUAGGUUACCAUUAGACAUGGCGGUGCGAGGUACUGGCGAGCCGGAGACCUUGAGUUACGAAGUGGAUCUGAACAAGGACUCCGCUUUGGGCCUUGGUAUCACCGUUGCUGGAUACGUUUGCGAGCAAGAGGAGCUGAGUGGAAUCUUCGUCAAAAGCAUCGGUGCCGGCAGCUCAGCAGACCUGUGUGGGAAGAUACAAGUCAACGACAGGAUUGUUGAGGUGGACGGCGUAUCGCUACACGGAGUCACAAAUCAUAAAGCGGUCGCUUUACUACGGGAUGCCAGGGGUCCCAUUGUGCGGUUGAAAGCUUUAAGAUAUCUCCGUGGGGCGGGGUUUGAGCGCCUGCAGAAGGCGCUCGCGGCGCAGGACGGAAGGAGAUCCCCGAUAGCACCGCCCAGCCCCUCGGUUACCUCGCUUGCCAAAUAUAGCUUUAGUGUGUACGAUGAGUCAACAGUCAUAGAAGCAGAACCGGACUCAGAGAUACAACCGCAUUUGCCUUCACCGACGUCACCGUCUGAUGAGGCAGAGAUAGUAAUAGGCCGAGACGAUGAUAUUUCGGAGAGAGAGAUACGGAGGAUCCAGGACAAGUGGCGGGACAUAUUGCAGGAGGAGCCGGACUGGCCCGGACAUCAGUACCAAUAUGAUAUUAUUGUGGGCAGUAUAAUGAAAGAAAAGGACAGUGGUCUGGGCAUCUCACUCGAAGGCACGGUCCGGGUGGUAGCAGGAAAAGAAGUCCAAGCACGGCAUUACAUCAGAGCCAUCGCGCCGAAUAGCCCUGUUUCCAAACUGGGGAUUUAUAAAGUGGGAGAUGAGUUGUUAGAGGUAAAUGGUAUGCGAGUACUAGGAGCGCAUCACGUCGAAGUGGUGACGAGGCUGCGGGCGGUUAAGUCACCCGUGCUACUGGUGGUUGUGAGGAAAAGGAGUGAACCACAUGUUAGAGUUGAACCAUGUUUCACGAGGAGUAGCAUCGUGGGCGGCAGCCUGCAAGACCUGCUUGCGCCACCCCAGCGGCUAAUUAAAGCCAAGUCUGAGAGUUCAGUUGCGUCCCUCUGUAGCGCCACUACUGUCAUGUCAGCGGGUCACGAUCAUGAUGAAUUUUGCACAGAAGAGCUGGAACGCAACCGAUCCAGGUCUCUGGAGCCACUGAGCGGGCUGGCGAUGUGGAGCGACCAGGUGGAGUACAUCGACCUGCAGAAAGAAGACCGCGGGCUGGGUUUCUCUAUUCUGGAUUACCUGGAUCCAUCAGAACCUGGUAGCUCCGUGAUCGUAGUCCGUUCCGUGGUGGGCGGCGGGGCGGCAGCGGCUGAUGGUCGCUUGGAGCCCGGCGACCGCCUGGUCUCAGUCAACGGCCUCGAUGUCUCAAGAAGCCCACUAGCUGUUGCUGUUCGAGCUAUCAAGAGUGCACCGAAAGGUACCGUGACGAUAGGCGUCGCGAAGCCACUGCCUUGCAGUACGGUAGUUGGUGGCGAACGUGCAAACGGACACAGCGUGCAGAGUAGCCAGGAAUGUAUCAAUUCACUGGCAUCAGAUGACCAUACUGGAAUGGAUUCCUUCCACGAAUGCUUACAAGAAUAUGGCGAGGGGUUAGAAGUUGUGCAAAUAUGCUUAGAGCCCGAAGAGUCAUCUAUAAAAGAUGAAGAACUGUCUGCUUUGGCUGAUCUUAGUUAUGAUGAUUGUGAAAAAAAUAAGAGUGUAAUUGAAGAUAAAAAUAUUAUGACCAUUGAAAUGAAAAACGAAGUUGAAAAGAUAAACGGAAUAACAGACUUAAAACUAUCUAAGUCAGAUAACUCUAUAGACGAUCAAGAUGAUGAUAUGACAAUAACCGAGGAUGAUGUCCUUAUUGCACCCAGAGAAUUAAGCAUGAGAAGUAAAUCAGUGGACAGAAAAGGUACACAAGAUGAAAGAUGUUUAUCCAAGCAACAAAGUAAAGAUUUAUCAACGUCUGAUGAAAUGGUGUUUGCAGUUACUCCAACAGGCUUAGAAAGAAUUAGUUUUGAAAAAUAUUGGAAAGAAUGUGACAUGAGUAAAGAUAAAAUACAAAAUAAUGAAACACUGAUUUCCCCCGAGGAUGACAUCAGUUUUUAUGAUGCAACCACAAGAAUUUCCGUCCAGGAGCAAAACAAUUCCCUACUAUACAUUGACCAUGAAAUCGACGGUUACGAAACGUGCCUCGACGACGACUCGUCGUCCGUAAAGUGUACAGAAAAAAACGGCCAUAAAAUCAACGGGGAGAGUGACGAGAUCAAAGACUUUGGUAAACACGAUAAAAUAGCUAUUAGAAACAAAGACAACGAUGUUCGUGCCAAAACUAUUAACGAUCAGAACACUGCCAAUGCCGUAGACGAAGUGUCGUCUUAUGGUUUCCCCUAUGUUGAAGAGCAUAUAAUAAAACAAAUGAAGUCUUUAAGAAUAGAACCUCUAAAUAUAAACAUAGGACCAAAAAAAUCUAAGAAAAAAAGUCCGAUUAAGCCAUCCAAGAGCGAGCGUCGUUGCAUUGAAUACUACAACGAUCAAGCGGAAUGCUUGAAAGAGAUACGUCGUAAAAGGCUUGAAGAAGAAGAAAGUAAAUCGAAAGAAGCUAAAAAAAGAAUAUUAGAAGGCAGCUUAUCGGCAAUGGAGAAAAAAAUGCAUUUCAAAAAACAGGAUCCCAGCGAAGAAUCGACAGACGCGGAAAGCAACUAUAUUCCUGGCUGCCAUAAAUGUUUUUUGGAGAGUUAUGCGUACGAAAUAACGAAGGCCUUCAUAGAGAAAGCAGCGUCUUGUAAAUAUUGUGACGUUAUUCGGGACAUGUUGGAAGUACCUAAUAUAAAACCAAGCAGAAGGAGAUCUGCACCUGCGUUGGUGAAUCUGGAGAGUCCGUCUGACACUGAAGACGAGGAACUGCUAGGUGUCCCUAGUGCCAGCAGAAGAAAAUCCGCCGGGCCCCUAAAGUUUCUACUACCUUCGAGGAGAUCUAGUCACGCCAUUCCAGCGAUGACGGUGAAGACAGCAGCCCCCGAGCGUCGCGGCGGAGGCUCUGCUCAGAGAUGGGGCCCCCCGCGACGAGUGACGCUGCGGAGACGACCCGGAGCGCCACUAGGGGUCAGCAUAGUCGGUGGGAAGGUGGAUAUUAUUGCUACUCAAAACGGCGAAAAUGGUGACGAGAAAGCGAUUUUUGGAAUCUUUAUUAAGAACGUGGUACCUAACAGCCCGGCGUCACUUAGUGGUGAAUUAAAGACUGGCGAUAGAAUACUAGAAGUAGAUGGAGUGUGUGUACGGACUGCACAACAUGAGCGAGCAGUAGAACUAAUUAAAGCAGCCAAAGAAACCGUCACAUUAACCGUACAGAGCCUUAUGACCUGGAACACAGACUCUUCAGAUGUAGACGCUUCAUCACCAGCCACAUCUCCCCCUCGACCUGUCAAAAAGACACAAGCACCAUCACCACCACAGCAUGAUAUUAAGAUAACAGUAACAGAACCAGAGGAGAAAGGAAAAGCAUCACCGACAAAUGAAGAAAAUAACAAAGAAGACAAUGAAACAGGGAAAGUGAAUGGAGAAGUGGCGAAACCUAAAGUUGUGUAUUCGGAUUCGGAGAGCAGCGAUGAAGAAGAUGAACGAGAAUUACAAGGAAGAACUUAUUCGGAUAAGGGGGUUGAGAUUGAUCGAGCGUCUGCUGGUGCUAUCAAGAGAAGCAGAGAAGAAAAGGAAGCUGACCCGGAAGAAGAAGAUGACUUCGGGUACACGUCAAAUAAAAUCAAAAAGAAAUAUGCACCCCUUGGCGAGAGCGUGGUGGUGGUUAAGCUGGAGAGGUCGCCGAAAGCAGGCCUCGGUCUCAGCUUGGCGGGGCACAGGGACAGGAGUCGAAUGGCGGUGUUCGUCUGCGGCAUGAACCCAGCUGGCUCCGCCGCCAAGUCCUCGCCACCCAUCAAAGUGGGAGACGAGAUUCUGGAGGUCAAUGGUUUGGUUUUGCACGGAAGAUGUCAUCUCAACGCGUCAGUAAUCAUCAAAGGCCUAGUGGGGCCCGUCUUCAAAAUUAUCCUGUUAAGACGAAAGGCAGCUUUGGAGGAUGUAGCAGUGAAACCUAUCACGCAGUUUCCAGUGGCGUUGGAAGAGGUGGACGACCGUUUUGUCAACUACAAAGGCGUACGAGAUAUCACCAUCAAAAAGGGCCCAUCAGGUUUAGGUAUAAUGAUAAUAGAAGGCAGACAUACAGAAGCCGGCCGGGGUAUAUUCGUGUCAGAUCUUCAAGAAGGCAGCGCUGCAGAACAGGGGGGCUUAAACAUAGGAGACAUGAUUCUGGCUGUGAACAGGGACUCUCUCCUUAGCUGCAGUUAUGAUGCCGCAGCAGCUAAACUUAAGCAAACAGACGGUGUAGUUAUAUUAACAGUAUGCAGUCCAAACCUGAAGGAUCCCGCGGAUGGCGACAAAGCGGACGCAGAUGGCGGUCCGUCUCGACCCGUCACUCCCAAACCAGUAACACCAACCCCCGCUAAAGCUGAGCCGCCACCAGAUCCAGCGACAGCGGCUCUUAGACCAAACCAAGACACCAUGAUUGAAAUAAAUACUAACAACGAAGUACUCGGUAUUGCCUUACUUGGUGGCAGCGAUACGCUUAUCAAUGGCCCAGCAGCUGUGGUGCUAGAAGUGUACAAAAACGGAGUGAUAGCCAAAGACGGGAGAUUGAAAGUAGGAGAUCAGAUACGAGACUGUAACAGCAUCGCCAUCAACAAAGACAUGACGUACGAGAGAAUGUGCAUGACAAUAAAAGUUAAAGCACCUAAGAUAAAAAUGAACGUGUACCGGCCGGAUCCCGUACAAUAUGAAGAGAUAGAGGUAGAGCUGACGAAAAAAUCUGGGCGACCGCUGGGCCUGAACUGCGUUCCCCCCAUCGAGGGCACGGGGGCUUAUAUUGGAGAACUGCUGCCUGGUUCCAUAGCAGAGGUUGAUGGCAAACUACAACGAGGAGAUUUCAUCGUAGCAGUGGACGGCAAAGAUCUCUCCAGUGCAGAAUUUCUCGCUAUAGGAGCCGCCCUGAAGCUAUGUAACAAUAAGACCACCAUUAAAGUUAAGCGAUUUAAAAUAGUACCUAGAUAAUUGUGAUAUAGUUUGAAUUUGAAUAACAAAUUAUAGAAACGGGUAUGGUUAUUGCUUUUCUAAGAAUUCAAUAUUUAAAAAAUCGCAUGAGAACGAUCUAAAGAUGAGAAUAAAUGAAGAACAAUUAAAAAUAAUAUACCGUAGAUCAAUUGAUAAAAGGUUUGAUUUGAAGUACUAAUUAUUUAAGUUGGACACUCUUGUUGUAGAUAAAAAAGUAAUUGAAAUGGAAUAAGAAAUAAGCGAUUUAUAAUAGUCAUUGCAAUUAAUGAAUGGUUACGUAAUGUAUUCACUAUUAAUAAAUAAUGAAAUGAUAAUAUUUAUAAUGUUCGUUUAUUGGUUGCAGAUAAUUACAUAUUUCUGAUAUAAAGUCUGAAAUAGGAAAUCUGGAAGGUUUUUUUUGAAUGCAUAAUAUCAAAUUUAUCUAGGUAUAUUUCAUGGGGUUGUCUCAAGAUUACAUUACACAAGUAACCCUUCACUGGAUUCUAACGAGUCUCGCAGCGAUACAGAUAGUUCUCACUGGUAGACGAAAGACUCCGAAAAAUCUUAGGUCCUGGGUUGUCACGACGCAAAACUCUAACGUGACUCCGGCUCAUUUACUAACUUAAUCAUGAGUGUCAGUUUAUAUAUUUUGUGUCUCAACCAAGCGGUACAUUUAUAAAAAUGAAUGUAUCUAUCUAAAUUAAAAUAAUGAAAUCGAGAAGGUGAAGUGAUUAGACAAUAAGAAUUAUCAAUACUAAAAGUAUCUCUCGUAUCAUCUUAUCAAAUGAUUAACACCCGAAGUUAAUAAUCAAUCUAAACUAAUAUCUUUAGGUCAAAUUAUAAAGUCAGUAAAGCCAUCCUUAUCAGAAAGGAAAAAUGGGAAAAGAGAAGUACUGCUUACUUUAAUCGAUAGGAAGAUUUUUAAUUAGUUUUAUUAUUAUUAAAUUUGUGCGUUAAUAUGAUAUGCUAUUAGACAGCAAUUAGAUAGUUUAUCUAAGAGUCUGUUUCACCAAAAUUUGAUAAAAAUCGGUUAGAUUAUUCACAAAUUUUGUCAAAAACAAACGUUAAUCCUAUCCAACACUAAUCAGCAAGUGGUGAAACAGGCUCUUAACUAUAUGAUUAUAAGCGAACGAGGAGAAAGCAUGUAUAUCUAUUGUAUAUAAAAAUUGAAUGAGUGAGGUGCUUCAUCUUAAAUAAAAUCGAUAAUGAACUGUCUAAUAAUCUGGUUUUGGAACCUCGAAAGUGUUGUUAUGUAAAAUUACUUGUUCACCGCUGUAGUGGAUUAGGUCAAAGUUUUUUACCGCGUUGAAAACUGUUCGUUUUGUUUUUGUGAAACGGAAUAAAACUACUUAGGCAUGGAACUAUGCUUACAUUAGUGAGUGUUAUGGUAUUGGUUAUAUAUAUAUUUAAUAUCAUUGGUAAGGAACAUGAAUUAAAUAUUUGAAGAACUGCAUUGAACUGCACCUAAAUAAAUUAAUAUGCCUUGCGGUGAUAAAAUAUGAAUUGAAUAAAAUGUUUUAACUUCUCGAAUUCUAGUUUAUUUAAAUGAAUUAUUCUAGUUCCAUAUUUUUAUCAAAUACCAUGUAAUAAAAUGUAUAUUUAUUUUUGUAUAUAUCAUAUUGUAAAGCAUGAAUUUGAUUCGAAUAUUAUGUGACUCAACUUAAGCUAAGGCCAAACGAACGCGUCCAAACCGCGCUUGCGAUUGCGUGCAAGUUUCAGUAACAAGACACACUGGUUCGAGCAAGAGUCGAAUGACGCGUUGGUUUUUCUCUUAACGUCGUUCGUCAUUCUCUUUACAGCCAAAAUUUCAAAUAUUCUGGGUGUACUAUGAGUUUUGUAAAGUUACAGCCAAUCGUAUAUUGAAACUAAGACGUAGUACAGCAUAACAAAUAAUAAACACUGUAAAAUAUUGUCACAGAAAAAUGGGUCCAAAAGUUUCAGCACCCAAGUUGCUGAGGACAACAUUGUCUGACGAAAUGUUUGCUCUGCGUAAAGCUAAACCAGAAUGUACGACUUAAAAAGACCAAGAAGGCACAAUCCAACGUUACAGAGCUUUAAUACUCGAACCCCUUUGUUGAUUUGCAAAACCUCCUAUAGGACUUUAAGAGGUCGUAAAACACCAGAAAAGAUGCACCGAGAACACGAAAUGCGCUUUCUAACUCGGGCAAAGGCACCUACCCACUUGACGUUCUUUGCGAUUUCGUUGAGCCCAAAGGCUCAACCCUUGGAUUGAGUAUCUGUAUCCCACCUCUUAUUGUCGCUCACUCUUUUUAGUUAGCAGCUUAUAAAAACAUUUGCACGCAAUUAAAUUAAGACAAUGCACUAUGCAACUGAUCUUACAAAUGCUGAAUAUGGGAAUCAUUAUAUUCUAUAUCUUAUAUGGUAUCUAAACCAUUACACUGUACUUCGUGUUUUUAUGGUAAAAAAAUUUAACAUUUUCGAGGUGAGAUACAAAGUUUGAUAUGAUUACAACGGAUUCUGUAAUCGGAUCGGAAAAAUGCUAUUUAUAUAUCUGGAUCCGACUAUUAAUGUACAUAAUUCUAGUGUCAAUUUGUAUGGUUAAAUAUGUUUUCACUGCUUAAAUCUGCACUAAAACUAGUCCUUCUGAUGUAUUUAAAGUAAGGCCAAACGGAAUCUUCCAAACUGCAUCCUUAGCGGCGAUAAAGAUUGUGCUCAGCAAAUGACCAAUCACAAGCAAUGUAAAAACUAAAGUUUUGUAAUUGGUCGAACGCAGGACGCAAACUUGGACGCGUGGUAUCACUGUCGCUUUAGAGACACCUUUUCCUCUAUGAGUUUAUGUGUGCUUCUCAGUUAGAAUUUAUUUUUUCCCCUUUUUGUUUCGGAUGUACCGAUCGGCUUAAUAACAUUAUGUAAAUUUAAACUUACACUACUUAUAGUAAAAAAAAGCAAGUACCAAAUUAGUUUUAGGUAGAAUUUAUUCCGUUUAAGCUAAAAAGUAGUAAAAAUUAGAUUCAGUAUUGAUGAUUUGUUGGAACUGAAAUUAUUUAAACAAUUUUGUUAAAUAAUUAUCGCUUAGGUUUAAUUUGAAAAAUAGGCCGAGAUGACCCUUGAAUAUUAGCUGUUAUUUCAGUAUUUUAGUAACUUAGUUACUAGCAUAGCUUGGCUUUGAAGUAAGGGCCUCUAAACGUCGUACUGCUGGGUAAAUUUCGAUAUAACAAACUAAACGUAAAGUCAUUAAAAAAACAUAUUUAUAUAGAAUAUAACUAAAAGAUUGAUCUUACCCAGAAGUAAGAAAUGAAUGGGCUGUUUGUAAAAUAUAGUUUAUUUUAAAUAACGUACUUAGUUUUUUAAGCUUUGUCCAAAUUACAAUAGGUUUGUAGAUUAUUUGCAAAUAAAUAAACACUUACCAUAAAUUAAUAUUAAUCUGUGUAGGAACCACUUGCCAGGUAAACAAAAUAAUAAGAUAAUUUCUCUAUUGAUACCACAGUUUAUCGAUCAUACAGAUAAGAGGGCUCACACAAAUAUAAUGCUUCUCGUUUUUUAUUUCUCUAUAAGUUAACUGGUGACAGCAAUCUCACCUAAGGCUAAGCGAUUCUUCUU
Pararge aegeria (speckled wood butterfly) is the source of this 9623-nucleotide messenger RNA. RefSeq names its product inaD-like protein. Bases 429 to 6083 code for a protein of 1884 amino acids. The record is from RefSeq and is a predicted model, not a curated record. The transcript is spliced from 36 exons. Lineage: Eukaryota; Metazoa; Arthropoda; Insecta; Lepidoptera; Nymphalidae. Gene Ontology annotation, molecular function: protein binding.